Opisthocomus hoazin is the source of this 976-nucleotide messenger RNA. The record is from RefSeq and is a predicted model, not a curated record. Lineage: Eukaryota; Metazoa; Chordata; Aves; Opisthocomiformes; Opisthocomidae.
AUGGCUGACAAUAAAGUGAAGUCAACCAAACCUGUGAAUAAGACUCCUCCAAAGUCUCCUUCAGAUCCAGCAAAGGACCGAGCAGCAAAACGAUUAUCCUGUGAUUCAAACAGCUCCCAUGAGGGAGCUAUGGCAGCAGAAGUAAGUGCUCUGGAAGAGGCCUUUAGAAAAUUUGCCAUCCAUGGUGAUACAAGAGCCACGGGGAAAGAAAUGCAUGGGAAGAACUGGUCAAAGCUAUGUAAGGACUGUCAUGUGAUAGAUGGGAAGAACGUGACAAUCACAGAUGUUGACAUUGUCUUCAGUAAAAUCAAAGGAAAGUCUUCCAGAACUAUCACUUUUGAGCAGUUUAAGGAAGCUCUUCAAGAACUCUCCAAGAAGCGAUUUAAAGACAAGAGUGAUGAGGAAGCAGUUCAAGAAAUAUAUAAACUAAUUGAAGGAAAAGCCCCGAUUAUAUCUGGAGUAACGAAAGCCAUUUCAUCUCCAACUGUAUCGCGCCUUACAGAUACAUCAAAAUUCACGGGUUCUCACAAAGAGAGGUUUGAUCCCAGUGGGAAAGGAAAAGGCAAAGCUGGCCGAGAAGAUCUGGUGGAUGCUUCAGGAUAUGUUUCUGGCUAUAAGCAUGCAGGCACAUAUGAUCAUAAAGUACAAGGAAGCAAAUAAGGCUGAGGGUUUACAACACGAAGGGAGAAAGAGAUGGGGAAAGAGAAUAUGUUUGAAAGAAUGAUGUAGAUGAAUCCCACAUGUUUAGUUAUUGUGAAUGCUAAGACUAUGUUGUCAAGAAGUUGUUUUCAGGAACUGGAACUGAUUUCAACAUCUGCUCAGCUACUUGCAGCACAAUGCCACUUCAUUACAUUCCUCAUGCGUAUAUUGGCAAAAAUCAAUAUAUCGGUACAAAAAAAUAUAUCAUUUUGUUGAACUUUAGCCAAAAAAAAAACCCAACCCAAAGUCAAGAGCAGUUAUACCACACAUUGUCAAU